This is a messenger RNA of Striga asiatica, 1838 nucleotides long. NCBI's taxonomy places the organism in Eukaryota, Viridiplantae, Streptophyta, Magnoliopsida, Lamiales, Orobanchaceae. The record is from the annotation of a GenBank genome assembly.
UCCCGUCUCCUUCGCAUCGCAAUUUUUCCACUUUCAAAUGGCGGCGACCCUAAACCUGCCAACGGCUCGAAUGUCUGCUUUCAGUUCUCAAUCCUAUCGUCUGUCCGCCGCCAGGAAGAUCGGCGGCCUGUUCUUGCCCUACGAAUCGUGGAUCCCAAAUCGAAAAGCUUGCGGUUAUAUAUCAACCAAGAUCACAAACAGCAUGGAUUCUUCUAAUGCCAUGGUUACUACGUUUUCGCCGAAUGGCUCGGUUGUCUCUUCUGGAGAUGAAGGUUUAAGGUUGACAGAGACUUCUGUAAAUUCUCUACGAAAAACAAAAAUAGUUUGUACUAUUGGACCUUCUACCAGUUCGCGUGAUAUGAUCUGGAAACUGGCGGAAGCUGGAAUGAAUGUGGCACGUUUAAAUAUGUCCCACGGUGAUCAUGCAUCACACCAGAAAACCAUAGAUCUGGUCAAAGAAUACAAUUCGCAAUUUGAGGAGAAGGUUGUUGCCAUAAUGUUAGAUACCAAGGGUCCCGAGGUUAGAAGUGGAGAUGUACCACAGUCAAUCCUUCUCAAGGAAGGACAAGAGUUCAAUUUCACCAUUGAAAGAGGAGUCAGUACAGUUGACACUGUGAGUGUUAACUAUGAUGACUUCAUAAAUGAUGUUGAGGUUGGGGACAUUGUACUAGUUGAUGGUGGAAUGAUGUCAUUAGCUGUGAUAUCAAAAACAAAGAAUGUGGUAAAAUGCAAAGUAGUUGAUGGCGGUGAACUGAAGUCUAGGCGGCAUCUCAAUGUUCGUGGGAAAAGUGCGACACUGCCCUCAAUAACAGACAAAGAUUGGGAAGAUAUUAAGUUUGGCGUGGAUAACCAAGUCGAUUUCUAUGCCGUUUCUUUUGUAAAGGAUGCUAAGGUGGUCCAUGAAUUGAAAGAUUAUCUCAAAAGGUGCAAUGCAGAUAUUCAUGUGAUUGUGAAGAUUGAAAGUGCUGACUCUAUACCUAAUCUUCACUCUAUCAUUUCAGCAUCUGACGGGGCAAUGGUAGCUCGUGGUGACCUGGGAGCUGAACUCCCGAUUGAGGAAGUCCCUUUGUUACAGGAAGAUAUCAUAAGAAGAUGUAGAAGCAUGAAAAAACCUGUUAUAGUGGCAACCAACAUGUUGGAGAGUAUGAUUAAUCACCCAACUCCAACAAGGGCUGAAGUGUCCGACAUUGCGAUUGCAGUACGAGAAGGUGCUGAUGCAAUAAUGCUAUCGGGAGAAACGGCUCAUGGGAAGUUUCCAUUGAAGGCAGUUAAAGUGAUGCAUACUGUGGCAUUAAGGACUGAGUCCAGCCUACCGAUAGCCAUCAGUUCACCAGACCAAUCGCCUGCUUUUAAGCAGAGCCAUAUGGGUGAUAUGUUUGCUUUCCAUGCCACCACAAUGGCAAACACUCUGGCGACUCCCAUCAUAGUUUUCACAAGAACGGGGUCCAUGGCUAUAACUUUGAGUCAUUACCGGCCGUCCUCAACUAUAUUUGCUUUCACAAAUGUAAAAAAGGUGAAGCAGCGCCUGAUCCUUUAUCAUGGUGUGAUGCCUAUAUAUAUGGAGUUUACGGAUGAUGUGGAGGAGACUUUUUCACAGGCUUUGAAGCUUUUAUUGAGUAAGGGCCUUGUGGUUGAAGGGCAGGAUGUCACGCUCGUCCAAAGUGGAGCACAACCCAUUUGGCGCCGAGAAUCCACUCACCAUAUUCAGGUUCGCAAAGUGCAGAGCUGAUUGACGUGCUAGAGAGAGAGAGAAAAAAAAAAAAAAAUUCUCAUAGAGAAAUCACUGUAUAAUAUAGCAUUACUCAAAAGUAUAUUAUUGAAUCAUGUAGACUGAAUUU